AUGAAGCAGCAGAAUGUCAACUGCACAGGAGCAAUCUAUACACUAGGACAGCCAUGCACAGGAGCAAUCUAUACACUAGGACAGCCAUGCACAGGAGCAAUCUAUACACCAGGAAACAACCAAACACUCACUGAAUUUCUUCUUCUUGGGUUUGGGGAUCUUCAUGGCUUCUGCAGCUGGUUCUUCAUCAUGUGCUUAAUGGUUUAUGCUCUGACAAUUUUUGGAAACAUGAUAAUUAUCAUUAUAGUGUCAACCAGCCAUCUUGUAGAGUCACCUAUGUAUUUCUUCCUGUGUUUUCUUUCCCUAUCAGACAUUGUGCUUACAACAAACAUUGUCCCACAUUUAUUGCACAUUGUUAUAAAAGAACAAGUCACUGUGUCAUUUAUUGGCUGCAUCACACAAUUCCAGAUGUUUGGUUCCUCCACAGGUACAGAAUGCCUUCUGCUGACGGUGAUGUCCUAUGAUCGGUACCUCGCCAUCUGUAACCCCUUGUGUUACACAUCCAUAAUGGGCGCCCAGGUUAAACAUUAUCUAGUCAUCUGCUCUUGGAUUCUGGCAUUUGCCAUUACAUUAACAAUCUCUGUUCUCGUGGGUGGGUUACAUUUCUGUGGCCCUAAUGUGAUUGACCAUUUUUUCUGUGAUUUCGGCCCCCUUAUCAAGCUUUCAUGUUCUGACACUUACCUACUAAAAAUCAUAGACUUUGUGGUUACAAUUCCUGUAACUAUAUUCCCAUUUGUUUUUAUAAUUCUCAGCUAUUUGUCUAUCUUUAUUGCUAUCCAUAGGAUUCCAUCUACAUACGGUAGACUUAAAGCCUUCUCUACCUGCAGCAGCCAUCUGACAGUUGUGUGCACAUUUUAUUUAUCUCUCAUUACUAUAUAUAUAAUCCCAGCAGCUGGGCACUCAGUCAUUGCGCAGAAGAUUCUGUCCUUCCUGUACACAGUGGUUACGCCGUUGCUUAAUCCCUUGAUAUACAGUUUACGGAAUCAAGAGAUUAGACUAGUGCUGAAGAAAAUGGUUUGCAAGCUGUGGAAUCAGGAAUAA
This is a messenger RNA of Bombina bombina (fire-bellied toad), 1041 nucleotides long. RefSeq names its product olfactory receptor 11A1-like. The transcript has a single exon. Gene Ontology annotation, biological process: G protein-coupled receptor signaling pathway. Lineage: Eukaryota; Metazoa; Chordata; Amphibia; Anura; Bombinatoridae. Gene Ontology annotation, molecular function: olfactory receptor activity; G protein-coupled receptor activity. Gene Ontology annotation, cellular component: membrane. Bases 1 to 1041 code for a protein of 346 amino acids. The record is from RefSeq and is a predicted model, not a curated record.